This is a messenger RNA of Alligator sinensis (Chinese alligator), 11960 nucleotides long. RefSeq names its product obscurin-like. Gene Ontology annotation, biological process: protein phosphorylation. Gene Ontology annotation, molecular function: protein binding; protein kinase activity; ATP binding. Bases 567 to 7154 code for a protein of 2195 amino acids. The transcript is spliced from 27 exons. NCBI's taxonomy places the organism in Eukaryota, Metazoa, Chordata, Crocodylia, Alligatoridae. The record is from RefSeq and is a predicted model, not a curated record.
AGAGAGAAAAGCUAUUCUUCUUGUCUGUAGGAGAGGCCUCCCCACAGUCAAAGCUGGAGAAUUCGGUCCGGGCCUCACUUGAGCGUGCAGAUAAGGAGAUAAAGACGGCUCUGAAGAAACUCGUGGGUGCCACGGUACCGCAUUCAACUCUUCCUCCAAGUGCAGAAACAGAGGCUGAUCAUCUUGGUGUUCUUGAAGCUGCACCUUCUGACCAUUCAGAUCAAGAAACUAGGCCUCCGGUGAUAGUUCAUGAAGCUGGAACUCAAACCCAACGUGCUGGCGGGCACGUUGAACAGCAGGACGGCACUGGGACGAUUCCAGAUGAGAAACCAAGUGAACCAAAGCCUAGUCCCACUGCUCCCCAACGAGAGACAACCGCUGGAGCCGCAGGCAGUCAGGAGCGCACUGUUCCCAUUACCAGGACACCGGCCAGGGAUGGAGCAGACUCGUAUAGGAGAGAAGGGGCAGAUGUGCUCUGGGAUGUCCAGAGUGAAAUUUAUAUUGAGACCACGGAAAGAACGUGCGUGUACAAGACCGAGGAGAAGGCUGCAACAAGCCCACCGUAUAUGCAAGUGACCAUAGAAGAUGUGCAGGUUUGGGAUGGGGACCUGGCCAAGUUCCAGGCAGUUAUUGAAGGAAAACCCCAGCCGACUGUUUCAUGGUACAAGGACAAUUCCUUGUUGACAGACAGCAGCAGGAUCCAUCAAGUGAAGGAAGGCACAACCUAUUCCUUGAUCCUAGACAGUGCUGCCCUUGAAGAUCAUGGUGUCUAUACCUGCAUUGCCAAAAAUGCAGGCGGGGAGGUCUUGUGCAAAGCAGAGCUCAUUGUGCAUGAGGUCAAGAAAGAUGAAGUGGAAAAGAAGAAGAGCACCCGGAGAAAACUCCAUUCCUUCUAUGAGGUUAAGCAGGAGAUAGGAAGGGGCUGUUUCAGCUUUGUGAAGCGAGUUGUGCACAAAGGGAACAGAGUCUCCUGUGCAGCAAAGUUCAUGCCUCUGCGAAGCAAAACCAAGGCUCGAGCCUACCAGGAGAGGGACAUCCUGGCCACGCUUUCUCACGACAAAGUCACCCGGCUGCUGGAUCAGUUUGAAACGAGGAAAACCUUAGUUCUGAUUUUGGAACUGUGCUCCAGUGAGGAGCUCCUGGAUCGGUUAUUCAGGAAGAGUGUUGUGACUGAAGCAGAGGUUAAAUUGUAUAUCAAGCAACUUUUGGAAGGAAUCCAGUAUCUCCACGACAACAAUAUCCUUCACUUGGACAUUAAGCCUGCAAAUAUCCUGAUGGUUUAUCCCGAAAGAGAUGACAUUAAGAUCUGUGACUUUGGAUUUGCUCAAGUGAUAAAUCCGGCUGAGCCUCAGUUCAGCAAAUAUGGGUCCCCGGAGUUUGUCGCCCCAGAAAUUCUCUCUCAGUCACCGGUGUCAAAAGCAACAGAUAUCUGGGCUCUUGGAGUCAUCACCUAUUUAAGCUUAACCUGCAAAUCUCCUUUUGCUGGUGAAAACGACCAAGCCACCCUUCUAAAUAUCCAGAAUGGGACAAUUUCAUGGAAUAUCCCCGAUUUUCUCCACCUAAGUGAAGAAGCAAAGGAUUUUGUCAAACGGAUCCAACGACAAUCUCCGGAGGCCAGACCGAGUGCUUUGGAGUGUCUCUCCCACAGCUGGUUCACACAUAAUCUCCCAUUUGAAGAAGCUCACUUUAUUGAUACAAAGCAGCUCAAAUUCAUUGUGGCUCGAAGCAAGUGGCAGCGCUCCCUCAUGUGCUAUAAAUCUGUACUGGUAAUGAGAUCCAUCCCAGAAAUCCUAAAGAGGACCCAUGAAAACACCUCUCUUGGCAUCUCCCGACACCUCGUAGAAGAGAGCAGCUCCACCAGUACUAGCGGUUCCUCGUCAGACAAUGAGAACUCAUCCUUCGCCAAGAGAAGGCACUUUGGCUCUACCCCAGAAUUGCACUUGUCUGUGUUUGAUGUACCGAGUUAUAAAGAACCUCCCACGAAGGCACCUCAAGAGAAACAAGCCAAGGCCUUAGCGCCUCCAGUAAAACCCAUGAGACGGAAAUACGCCUUAAUGAAGAAUGAACUGGAUGAUAAGUCACCUACGGAAAGCAGAGAAGUAAUACUAGAUGCCUCAGCUCAGAAGGGAGAAGAGAUUUGUCCUGAAGUCAAAGAUGAACAAGCAGACCAGUCUCAAGAGCAAGUUGCAGAAAAGCCUUUGCUGGUGAAGGCAGAAACCGUCAUCGAGGGAGCUGACUUAGCCUCACAAAAAGAAAAGGCAGAUGCAACAUUACCUGAAAAAGAGCAACUUGACAAAGGUGGUGAUGGAGGAGGAAAACCCACUUUGUGCGUCCCGAGACAGAGCAUAAUUAAAAGCACGUUCUACAGCCAAGCGUCUGAGCUACCGGUCAAGGGGUCUAUCUCACCGGGAAGCGACCUCAGAAAGCAUCUGGAGAGAGCAAGACGGACCUACAGGAAAGCAGGGUAUUCAAAAGUACCUCUCAGCGGCCUUCGUGAACCCCUCCUAGAACACUUUGAACUGGAAGAAGAAGAGAGGCUAUCGGGCGAUGAAGACUAUGGGAAGCACAGAGAAGGUCUGACCAAAUCAGCUUCCUUCGAUACUGCAAGGAAACCACCCCGCCCCACCUUCAGUGUUUCCAGAAGAAGCCGUUCCCUGGACGAUUACAGAUUGAGAGCCUUCAGGCUAUCCAAGGAAGACAGCAUUAAGGAAGAAGAGGGAGAUCAGGCUGCACAGGAGGGUGGUCCAAGACCGGCUCAUGAGCAGGACACUUCUGCUGACAGCAGCGAGGUGCAUGCAGAAGAGCUUUCCAGGGAGGAGGACACUAGCAAGGCUAGAAAGGAUCGUUUAGAAGAAGAGCCUGGUUCUUCCGCACCACGUGAAGAGGUCCGACGUUCAACUCUACCUGCUCAACCAUCAGAGAGAGAUUUAGUCUCAGCUCACAAGGGUGAAACAGAGGAGCACCCAAAGCCACAACCUUCUGCUUAUAGUCAUGAGGCUUCUGCUGAUCUGGAAGGCAAAAGCCUGAUUUUAAUAGCUCAGCAAUUGGAUGUAACCUCAUCGUUGGCCUAUAAGCCUGCAAGUGCGCAGUUUAAACCUUCCACUCCCGGUGGUCUAGAGUCCACUGUUGUGGGAGGUGAAGGCCCCAUUUUGAUUGUUCCUCAAUCAGAGGCGGCCCCUACAUCAGCCCACGAGAGGGGAAGAGGAGAACAUUUACUUGAGAAGCCAAAGCCUUAUGUUCACCAUGCUGAAGAGCAUGCCCAGAUGGAGGGUGAAAGCCCAGUUCAUCAGGCUAUUGCCCCAGUCUCAGUCCAUAAGGAUGAAAGCCAGGAGCACUUACAUGGGAAACCUCCUGAUCACCAGGAUGCAACGUCCGCUCCCGCGGACUGUAAAAGCCCUGUUCUUGCAACAGUCCCAGAGCCAGAAACUGCUCCACGCGCAGUUUGUGAGCCAGAAAGCCAGGGACAUUUAGAGCCCGAGGCUUUUGACCGCCACAGCCCAGCAUCCGCUCAUCUAGCAAGCGAGCACCCAGCUGUCCUGGCAGCCCCAGCACCAGGAAUUACCUCCCAUUCAGUUUGCAAGACCGAAAGCCAGGAAUAUGUUGAGCACAAGGCUUCUGAUUACCCCAGCCAGGCAUCCACUGUCCUUGCUGGUGAACGUCCAGCUGUUGCACGAGUCCUGCCACUGGAAACUGCCUUGCAGUCUGCACGGGAGGCUGCAAGUCCAGAACAUUUGGAGCGUGCACAAGCAGAGGGGCAGGCACCCAUGAUCCCAGCGGCCGAGCACCCAGCUGGUCCAGCAGUGCCACAAACUGAAGUUGCCUCAUGUUUGGCUGGUGAGCAUGAAAUCCAGAAACAUGUAGAUCACCGUGCCCUGGCAUCCACUGUUGCAGCAAGCAAACGCCCCCCUGUUCCAGGGGUUCGGCCGCUGGAAACUGCCCCCCUGUCCGCCGUUGAGACCGACAGCCAGGAACUCCUUGCUCUCGAGGCUUCUUCUGAUCGCCCCGGUGCAGCAUCCGCUCUUCUGGGAGGUGAACGCCCAGCAGCUCUAGGACUCAUGCCACUGGAGGGUGCCCUGCAUUCAGUUUGUGAGCGUGAAAGCCCGGAGCAUCUCGAAUGCAAGGCCUUUGAUAGUAGCCCAGCAUCCACUGUCCCAGCAAGUGAGCAAGUGACAGUCUCACCACUACAGACUGCUUUGCCUUCAGUGUGUGAGCAUGAAUACAAGGAGCACUUAGAGUACCACAGUGGAGCAGCAUCUGUUGCCCUGGAUCAGGAGCCCCCAGCUGUCCCAGCACCAGAAACUGCCCCUGAGUCAGUCUCUGCAGGUGAAUGCCAGAAGCAACAGGAGCCGCUGGUUUUGGGGGAAAUGGGAUCAGCCAUCCUGGAAAGCGUAAGCCCAGUUAUGGGAGAGACUGUCCCCACUUCCAGCGGUGAGGAUAAAAGCCAGAAAUAUUUGCAUCUGAAGCCUUUGGUUUACAGCGAGGUGGAGUCUGCCGUUCUGGAAGACUUGGUGGACAAGAUGGUUGGCCUGUCCGAAGAGAUGAGUGUUUUGGCAGAGACUGUUUCUGGUCAAGAGGGAUCAAUAAAGCUAGUCCCCCCUCCAAAGGAAAUGUUUUACCAUGGGCCAGCCGGCCAAGCAGUAGAUGGAUGUGCCAUGCAUUUCGUGCCACCAGAUGAAAAAGAAGACAUCAUUUACCUGGAUGAUAUUGCGGAUGAUAUGACAUUAUUACCCGCGGUGAAAGAUGAAUCGACGAAGCCAGUGGUGUUGGGUGAAGGGACUGAAGAAGAGAUGGUUCCUCAUGAGUGUGAAGAUCUGGAGGAUUUAGCAGUCGAGAGCCUUGCUUCCAGCCAACACAGUGAUUCCCAGUCUGAUAGUUCAGGUUCUGUAAAAAUAUCCGCUUAUAUAGCCCAUAUAAAGGAAAGGAGUAUACACUCUGAAGUUUCCUUGGUGAAAAUCAAGGACCUCUCAGAAGACAUGUCUAAUUUUGGUGGUGAGAUUUCAAAAUUCGACAUAUCGGAGGUUGAGCCAGCAUAUUUAAACCUAUCAGAUCUGUAUGACAUCGUAUAUUUUCCAUUUGAAUUCAUGAGCUUCAGGAAACCCACGCCCAAGCUACCCAGUAAAAGAGUAAUGCGGCUAGGGGACAAGUUACCUCCUGGGUACUUGCAUAAAGAUAAAAGGUUGUGUGUUCGAGAGGACAAUUCCCAGGAUGCCAGACACAACCUUUUGGAAAUUUCCGAAGAUGCAGGGAAAGGGUUGGAGAGCCACGUGGCAGGCAAAUCCCAGCCAGUCUCCCUAAAGGGCUCAGGUGGCAAACAGAAGAGCUCCAUGCACAGCAAGCCAGGACUGUCCAAGCCCUACGGCAGGUCGCACUCAGUGGAGCAGCCAGUGGAGCAGAGUCUGAGGAAUAAAGUAAAAGCUUCUGUUGCCCAUAUUUCAAGAAUCCUGAAGGGGAAACCGGCCCCUGAGCAAGAAAUAGAGGAAGGCAUCGAGGAGCAAGAAGCUGAUGCAUCAGAGAGUGAACCGCUGCAUGAAGCUGCAGGACAUUUGAAAAAGAAAUCAGGACUCCCGUCUUUCCGAUUAUCAAGCCUCAAAACAAAGGAGAAAGCACCCUCUUUCGUGGAAGAGCUGACUGACCAGACAGCGAUGCCAGGACAGUCCGUGACGCUCUCCUGCCGAACGUCUGCCCACUCGUCCCCGCACGUCGAGUGGUUCCGAGACGGGAUCCUCCUUCACAGCAGCAGUAGGAUACUGAUCUCAAGCACACUCAAACACUUCCAGCUUUUAACCAUGUUGGUGGUAACUCCAGAGGAUUUUGGUGUUUAUACAUGUGUGGCCACCAGCUCCUUAGGUACAGCCUCCACCUCCUGUUUGGUAAGGAAAGCAGAGGUUCCUGGGAGCCCUCCACCUCCUGAUAUUGUGGAGGUGUACGAAGAUGGGGUGCAGGUGGUCUGGAAACCGGUGGAAUCUGCCAUCCCGGUUACUUAUGGCAUACAGUGCAAAAGUGAAGAUGGGGAGUGGACGACCCUUGCUACUGGUGUCUCUGACUGCUGCUACUAUGCCAAUAAUCUCCCGAGCGGCUUGGUUUACUCCUUCAGGACGGCCUGCAUCAGUAAAGCUGGAAUGGGCCCGUACAGUACUCCAUCUGCCAAAGUAAAGAUUGGCGAAGAAGAACAGCUGGCCUUCCAGUCUGCAAAGCAGAGGUUCUCCGAAGAAGAGGGUGGAAUAAUGGCACCUGAAGAGCCUUUUCCAACCCACCAAACCUAUGCCUUCCAAACAGAGAUCAAAAGGGGUCGUUUCAGCAUUGUCAGACAGUGUCGGGAAAAACUGUGUGGGAAAGCGCUGGCUGCCAAAAUUAUCCCUUACCGUCCAGAGGACAAGCAGGCUGUGCUCCAGGAAUAUCAGGUCCUGAGGAAGCUUCAUCAUGUAAACAUAGCGCGGUUGGAGGGAGCCUACGUGAGCCCACGGCACCUCGUCCUCAUCCAGGAGCUCUGUGUGGGACCAGAGCUACUCCACUCUUUGGCAAACAGGCCAUCUUAUUCCGAGGUGGAGGUCCGAGACUACCUGUGGCAGAUUCUUAUUGCUGUGGAGUACCUCCAUGCCCACAACAUCCUGCAUUUGGAUCUGAGGUCUGAAAACAUGAUCAUUACUGAGCCCAACCUGCUUAAGCUCCUGGACUUCGGCAACGCACAGUUCUACACACCAGACAAGAUCAUGACUAUGGACAAGUGCAGGGACUAUGUUGAAACCAUGGCUCCAGAGCUCCAGUCAGAGCAAGGAGCCCUCCCACAGACUGACAUCUGGGCUGUCGGCGUCACUGCUUUCAUCAUGCUGAGCGCCAACUACCCGCUCAGCUCGGAGGUGGCCUGCGACUUCCCCAGAAUUGCCAGGAGAGGGAAGAUCAAGCUCACUCGGUGUUACGCGGGGCUGUCCGGAGGGGCCGUGUCGUUUCUCCAGAGCACGCUCUGCGCCAAUCCCUGGGGGAGGCCGUCGGCAGCAGAGUGCCUGCAGAUCCCCUGGCUGCAGGAGACAGGCUUGGACGACAAGCAGCAGGCAGUGGUCACCUUCUCCACCACCAAGCUGAGGAGUUUCCUAACAGACCGGGAGAAGAAGAGGAGCCUGCUGUGUUCGAAGUACGGCGUGAUGAUUGCACAGUGAAUCCAGGCACCUCCCACCCCUCCAUGGACCCCCGCUCAUUUGUCCAUCAGGGGAAUGGCACAGCUGGCUCUUAACUCCCUGGAGGAAAGCAGUGACCCUGAUGCCUCAGAGCGGGAUUUGUAUGGCCAAUUCCCAUUAGAAGUGAAUGGGAACUGGGCAUCCCAAUCCCCUAAAUGGCUGUGAAAAUCCUUCCCUCAGUGCUGGAAGACAGCACAUAAAUACUGCUCAAUGACUUCCACCCUGGUUGCCAGCCACGGCUCGUGGACACCUGCCCCUUCAGACCCCGUGGCCCCGCAGCGACGUUUGAUCCUCGUUGUUCGGGCAAUACUCAGGCUGGUUUCUAGCCUCUCUCCAAACCAGAAGGAGCUGACAAAAUAUUGCCCUUGAAAUGGAGCCCGGAGCUGGUGGGUUGGGCAGAGGAGGCAACCAAAUUGUGUCCCAGGGUGGAAUAAGUCUUAAUUGUUCCCAAGAACCCAAAUGUUGCUGUGGGGAUAUCAGGAGAUAGGAUGUGUCUGCCUUUCUUCUCAGUCACCUGGGGGUACCUGCAGCUGCCGAUAGCAUUUGUGCAACCUGCUGUGUCUGCCACAGACCAGCCGGGGCCUGGAGUAGAUGUGUACAGUCAGGACCCACCAGCAGCUGGGUUCAGUGUGCAGUGUGCCGUGGUCCUGGAUGCCUACAAAGCCUGCGGUUGCCAGUGGGGAUCGAAUGCAAGAGGAAACCUGGGUGUAGCUUCCCCAGCUGUGAAAAAGCAGCUGGCUACACAGCAGCCACAAAAAUGGAGAAUGAAAAGCCAGCCACAAAAUGGCUUCACAAGAGCACAUUAUGUGACAGCCAACCUGGCAGUGCCGAGGGGAUUUGAGCUAGGGUCCACAGUCUGUAGGCAGCAGCUCUACCCGGUGAACUAGAAAGGAGCCGUCUUGUUCCCAGGCUAGUAGGGGCCAUGCUAGGUUGGUCUCCACUGGAAAUCGGUCUUAUGUGUGUCCUAUAGCACAGGACGUGUGCAUGGUUUUCUGCUUCAUUAACCCUGCUGGCUAUCCAUUACAGGCCUCUACCUGCAAGAGGUAAUGACUGGCGUGGCAUCGAUAGUCCUCAUUUUUCAGGGCUGGGGGCACAGCUUAAUCCUUUGUGUGCUGCUCCAUCCUGGACGAUGGCCCAGCUCGUGCCAUCUCAGACACACAAGCCCUUUCUUUUCCACUCUGCAGGGUUGGGGGCACAGUUUAUCCCACUGCCGCGUCACGUGUGCCCCUGCUCCCUCUGCUGCAGGAAGAGCAGCCCCACAUCUUCUGAGGACUAGUAUUUCUGUGAGCAUCACCACAGUGAUGCUGGACACAUAUUUCAGGGCUUUCAUUCUCAGAGUCAGGAGCAGGCCUACCAGGCACUUUCCCUGGCUUGGUUUAUCUGGAUUGGUUGUCUUAGAAAUAUACGCGAUGUUUAGAAAUACAAAGUUGGUUCUGCCGCAUGAUAACUCGGCAUGUUGCUAAGGGUCUCCCCCGGAGGAAAUGGUGCCUGAGGCUCAAUGCAUUUAGGAUUUGAGCCUUGGGAACUCCUUCUCAGAGGAGCACAUGCAAGAAGGAAACUUUUGUCCAUCCCUGAGACAGUGCUACAGUCACCGAAGGCCAUGCCUGGGAGCAGGGGUGCAGGAGUGGUGCAUUGCUCGCCUCCCUAUAGAUACCACUCCCUGUGCUUUACCUCUGUGAGCUGUGCUCUUUUGCAGCUGGAAGUGCAGUGCAACAGAGGAAGCUUCUUCCCAGCAGGUGACUUUGGCAGGAUCAGCACUGCCGUUGGCCAAACGCCGGCUUGACAGGUGCUCGUGGAAGAUGCUCAUUUUCCUUUCAUGCCUGCUGUGCCCUGUUGAAUCAGCUAUGCCCAACACAGCCCCUUCUACUGAAGCAAACUAGCCAGUGCAAUGCUUUCGGUUGUGUGUCUUCAACACAGCGAAGACUGCUUCUGCUAGAUGGUCAGAUAGCAAUGCUUGCUUGCUGCUAAAUAUUUGAAGUAUAUCCAUGUACAAUACACCUAUUGUGAUACUGAAUGCACAAGAUGCAUCCAGGUAAAAGGCACCUCUGCUGAGCUGGUGACUGUACAGUUCAAAUGUGCUUUCUGUGCUCCUGAUGUAUCUAGGUAGAUGAUACCCACUGUGUGUGCUCCUGGCAUAUCUAGACAGAACAUGUCUGUUCUGCUGUGCAACGUCCUACGUGUAUCGGGGUAGAUGCACCUGCGGUGGUGUUGGCUGUUUUACGUGCAUCUAGGUAGCACACACCUACUUCUGCUGCUGAACGCUCUGGCGUGUCUAGGUAGGUCAUACUGCUAUGCUGCUGAGUAUACCAGGCAUACCUAAGUAGGACAUGCCUGCUGUGCUGCUGAAUGUCUGGGUCAACCAUGUAGAUUAUACCUGCCAUGCUGUUGAAUGUAUUAGGUGCACCCAAAUAGGAUGCACCUGCUGUGCUGCUGAAUCUCCUGGGUGAAUCUAGGUAGAUAAAUUGCACCCAUUGUGCUGGUGAAUGUUUUAGAUGUAUCUGAAUACAACAGACCUGCUAUGCUGCUGUAUACACGCUAAUCAUUGCAUUGACAUUGUGAAAGCAGUUCAUAGAAAAUCUGCUGCCUUCAGUUGCCUUGAAGUAGCAGUAUCGCAUAGGCUAGUCCCCACUAUUGCCUAGGGUCCUAUUUAUCCUACUCACACGACAGUCAAGGGCUUCAGAAGCAUCAAUGGCCUUGGCAUCGUUAGGGAGAGAAAUUGCAUGUUUAAAGGGAUUCUUCCACAUAGGAGCCUGGGCUGUUGAUGUAUACAGAUCCUUUGAUCUAGUACAUGGGAGUGUGCUUUCACGUCACCCUGUGAAUGCAGCCAGUCGUACUGAGAGAUGUGGGAACAGAGUUAUUGGCAAAUGCAGUAGGUUUUGAUUUGUUCUUAAGAGGCCAAAGCUUCCCAGAGUUUAGUAUUUUUUCAUUGUUUCGAAAAAAAAACCUGUUGUGGGUUGUUUUCUUUUACAAUUAAAAGCUGUUAGUCUAACCAUGUGAUUCAUUUGUGCCUAUAAUCUCUGUGUACUUGUGAGUGUAUAUGAAAUGAAUGAACUACCCAUUGGUUCUGUUGUGGUCCAUUUCUUGCACAAAAUAUUGUUUGGUAACUUUCAUUAGAAACAAUAUAUAACGGGAUGCUUCGCUCGUCGAGCUCUAUCUGGUUGUGGUUUGUGGCGAACGGAGGGGAAAUCAGUUCCUAAUGUAUGGUGGCUUCUUGCAAGCGCGAAAGACCAAGAGUGGCAGUAAAAUGGUGAUGGCUUGUCCAGUCUUUCUGAUGGAGCUUGGUCAAACCUCGGCCUCUGUAGCCCCUUCCCAUGCUCCUACACCAAGCAGCACUGGAAAUGGGGCGGAAAGUGGGGGAGGCUUGACUAGGCUGGGAAGAUGGAUGCAGGUACAACCGACUCUGAAGCUUUGAGUUUCAAAGUUAGACCGUCUCCACCUUCCACUACAGAAGAGAGAUCCUGGCGGACAGGGCCAUAUUGCAAUCUUCUUCGCACCGCAGGAAAAUAAGUUUCUUUGGCCCGACACUGCUGUGAGAUUAGAAGAUAGCCCACAGCUUUGUAAGGAAUCUGUUCUCCCUCCAAUGCGUUUUCUUAUCCAAACCAGAGAUGCUUUACCAUGGCACGGCCUCGUUCUUUGUUCUGGUGAUUUUUCUGGAGGGUGUAGGGGUUGAUUUUUUUUUUUUUGGAAGGGAAAAUGUAGGUUAAAACAUGUCAAGAUUGGGGUGCCUACACCCUUCUUACCCGAUUGGAAUGAAGUGAUUUUGCUUCUCCAGUGUGCAUGCAUUUUGAGCAUGUCUGAAGUCUUAUAGACGUAAUAUUGUUUUUGUUAAAUAAACUGCCUUGACAAUGAAGUUAAGCCAGAUUUGUUGCUGAAUUAUCAAUAUAUAACUAUGGUUUGGUAACACUGAGAGCCUUUUGGUCCGUGACAUGGCACAAACACCAAUGAAGAUGAUGGAAGGUGUUGCAAAGACCCCACAUCGCGUGAGCGAUGUGCGAAGGGUAGGUGGGCAGAGUGCAGACAAGCAAAUCCCCGUGUUGCAUACUGCUGCAGGUUUUGGAUUAUCAUUAUCAAGGGACCAGCCAUUUACCUCUACACAUCUACCCACCUGUCCCUACUUGUUUCACUAGCUAAGGCCUCAAAAUGAGUCCUCUCUCAUUAGCAGCAGCUCACUUCCAAGUUCUCUAAAGCGUAUCCCCACGCAAUUAGCUUUAAGUAGAAAAUGGCUUUGGCUACCAAAGCCAAAGUUACCUGAUUGAGUCUAUGGUACUGAUAAACCCUUGACAAUUGUUACAAUAUACCACAUUGUUCUGAUUAUAAAUUGACCCUUUUUCAUCCAAAGCAACCAUAAAAAUUGCACUCCACUUACAAUCAAGUUUGGCCUCGAGCAAUCUUGGAUUUGCACUGCUUUUGUGCAAGCAAUAAAAAUACCAAACCAGAAUUUCCUGUUGGUGCUGCUUUUACUUUAAUACUCUUAAUGCAUUCAGUCCUUUGGAGUCCUUUCUUUGGUCGUUUGCCUCUCCUGCAGGAGGUUGCACACACAGUAGCAGUUCAAGGAUGUUGUCUUGUCGUUAGGGACUUACAUUCAGGCAAAAAGGUCAUUUAUUUGCUUUUUUAAAUUGAAACUAAAAUAGUGCAGUCAUCUUAUAAUGGGAACAAUCUGGUUUUCUAUCCAACCUAAACAGACUGUAAAAAUAAAAGCUGCAUAAGUGUUUGGAUGACUCUUCCUCCUGGUUUCAGAUUCAACUAUCCGCGAUGCCACAGCUGGUAAAGCGAACAAAGCUCUGGCUU